AUGAGUGGGGAAAACCAAACCACUGUGGGGCCCUCAGAGCUCCCAGCAUCAUCAGCCGUGUCCCCUGGACCGGGCACUGGGGCCCGGGCAUGGCCUGUGCUGGUAGGGGUCGUGCUGGGGGCUGUGGUCCUCUCUCUCCUCAUUGCUCUUGCUGCCAAAUGCCACCUCUGCCGCAAAUACCGGGCCAGCUACCAGCACCGCCCGCUGCCCAGGACGGGGAAGGGGGUCUGCCCGGACGUGGGUGAAGAGGAGGACGACGGUUUCAUCGAGGACAAUUACAUUCAGCCCGGCGCUGGCGGGCUGGGGACUGAGGGCAGCAGGGACAACUUUUCCCUCUGA
Molecule: messenger RNA, 339 nt
Organism: Odobenus rosmarus divergens (Pacific walrus)
Lineage: Eukaryota; Metazoa; Chordata; Mammalia; Carnivora; Odobenidae
Gene: CUNH1orf210
Product: chromosome unknown open reading frame, human C1orf210
Exons: 2
Coding region: 1-339 (112 amino acids)
Source: RefSeq, a predicted model, not a curated record